CAAAAACCUUGGGCCCGAAUUGCUUUUCAGCGUGAUAAUAAAUCAUGGAUUGUGAGAGAAGUAGAUAUAGCUUUGGAAGUACUUGACCUUCAUUCAAUUUUAACUUCUAUUAAUUUAAAAACUAUUGAAACAAAAUUUGAUCCUCAUGCGGGAUAUUAUCCAUAUUAG
Racocetra persica is the source of this 168-nucleotide messenger RNA. Lineage: Eukaryota; Fungi; Glomeromycota; Glomeromycetes; Diversisporales; Gigasporaceae. The record is from the annotation of a GenBank genome assembly.